CCAGCUUUCGUGAUCGAGUAUCCUGUCACUUUUCGUUACGUGUGCCAAGGAAAAGUUGUACUGUGUCCUUACGUGUGAAUUGUUAAAAAUUAAACCAAAUAUCGUUUCUUUUACUUCGUGGUUACACUAAUUUUAAGUAGAGAAUAACUUUGGUUCUUAAAACACUGUUUUAUGACACUUGGGGUCAGUAUGGAAGGGAAUCUUCAUAUUGAACUUUCUAACCUGACUUGGCUGAUAGAGCAACAUAAAAAAAUGAGGAUCAAUGAUACUUCACUUGCCAAGCGGGAGGAUACAAAAUUCUCAUAUCAACCUCACCCUGCGUGUGCAAUGGAAAGACAUAACCAUAGCAAAUAUAGUUACAUCAAGCAGUCGUUGCCGUCAGGAAGAGUUCAUGUGAAUCCUAACUUCAAACCAAAAUUACCUGGGAUUCAUAUUAAUCCUAGAAUGGGAGCAAAGCCAUUAGUUCACGUUAAUCCAAACAUGAUUAGAAACUUUGCUACACAAAGUUUUGAUGAGACGUCUUGUGGCCGUGUAGUUGUUCGACAAAAUUCAGUUUAUGAAUCCAAAGUGAAAUCCUCUGUUCACGUCAAUCCAAGAUUAAUGAAAGAACUUUCAGCUGUUAAAGAGAAACCAGGAAAUUCAGCAAAUCGGAUGCAGAAAUCCAAUUUAGAUUUGAAGACGCCUGAAGGCGAUAUUAAUUUUAUAGAUCAAUCAAAAACGAAACUAGUUAAAAUUAAUCCUACGCUAAAUCUGGGAGCAAAGAGAUUAAGCAAUUCCAAUUUAGUAUUACUGUCGCGAAGAAAACUUGUGAGAGUAAAAAGAUGUAGUAAAUCGGGACCUGCGAUUUCACCCUUAAAUCCAGGGAAAGCCAGAAGGCUGUCUAACUCUAAUUUGAGGAAAACUAUGUUCGCCACUAAAUACAAACUAGUCAUUGAACGUGUGAAUUUAAAUGGUACCUCAAGUGCAGUUCCACGAAAUCUCAAAGGUCGUCAAGCUGGGUUGAAUAAAUACAAAAUCGAUCGCACUCAUCUUCAAAAAGUCAGGAGGAGAUUGUCUAUUGGUAAAAGUAGCACGAAACUUGCCAAUAAGAAGGCAUCAGGUUCUAUGACUGGUUUAGUGCGGAUUGGUGGAAUAUUAUACAAAUCUUCAAGAAACCAACUGGUUCGCAGCCUUAAUGAUCCACAACCAUCAAAGAGAAAACGUUGUGUAAUAAACGUUAAAGGUGAUCGAUUUGUAAUGGCUAGCAAUGGUAAGAAACUCCGUAGGUUGUGCACGUCUGCGAAUAACUCUGGAAAUUUAAAGUGCCCCAAUCCAGUAUCCCGAGUCGAUAUUGGCGGUAUGACUUUUGUAGAAAGAGCACCCAAUGUUUUAGUGAGAGCACACACUAAACGCAGCAUUAGUACCAAAGUGAAGCAGCGGAGUAUACAAAUCUUGCGAAAUAAGAUGCGUAAAAAUAAUCAGCCCUGUUUGAUAUUCCAAAAGUUUGGGUAUUGUGCCGGUCAGGUGAAGAGUACCUGUCCUAGACUGCACGACAAGAAACAAGUUGCACUUUGUAGAAAUUUUCUGCAGGGGAAAUGCUUGCUAGAUAACUGUCAGAUGUCGCACGCCGUCUGCCCUGAAAAGAUGCCUACUUGUAAAUAUUUUCUGGAGGGUUGCUGCAAUCGUGAUCAAUGCCCUUAUCUUCACGUUAAGGUUUCGCCCAACACGCCAAUAUGUACACAGUUUCUGCGAGGGUACUGCGUCGAAGCCAACAAGUGUAAACAGCGCCACGUGUACGUAUGUCCGGAGUUUGAGAGGUCGGGAAUCUGUGCGAAAGGUAAGUAUUGUCCUUACCCUCACAAGUCCAGUUCAACCGAAUGUAAACAAUUGAACAAGUCUUUCCAAAGAAAAGUAGUUACCAGAAAAAAAAUAAGCAAAUCUGAAUCAACUGGCGUAAAUUUCUUGUGUACUGAAGAUAGAAAACGAUAUUAUGAUGAAGCAGGUAGCUCAAGAGGGGAUAUAGAAAAAAAAAGGAAAAAAAUUCUUAAUAGUGUUCAAAUUAUGAAGAGUGUCAAAAUUGCUGAAAUGCCAGGCAAUAAUGAAGGACUACACAAAGCUAAUGAUAGUAAUGAAGUGACCAUCAAUGAAAACAACGAUGAUUGUAUUGAAGUAGAUAGUUGCCCUAAAAGAAUUCCCCUUGGUCCGCUACCUGCUUAUAUCCCGAUUGAUUAGUUAAUUGCCAAUUUUUGUCUACCAAUGUUUACCUCUGAUGAUACUGUCUGGGGGAAGUUUUCAUCAAAUCAAUUGUCAAAAUUUUGUAUCAGUUAAUGAUAAUCUCAUUAAUUAUAAGGGAUUGUAUGCCAGAAUCAAUCAUCAGUGAUCUUGGAAUUUUUUCCAAAGAGUAGUCUAAUUAUUUUCCACUGCGUUGACGAACAUGUUACUUUGUAAAUGAUAUAAUGAAUUUAAUUGUUAAUGAAAUUUUAUUGAUGUUUUGAUAUAACACGUAGCUUGUCCUCCCAGAGAGUAACUGCUCAAUCUGUGAUAUUUGAAAAUUGAAUAUAACGAAUGUAAUAGCGGUAAAUAGCCUAUACGUUCAAAAUUAUGUAAUUAUUGUUGCAAAGCAAUAUAUUUUCUAAUUUGUAAUUUAUGUAUAAAUAAGUACACAAUAAAGAUAUUUGGCAAUAAA
Messenger RNA from Neodiprion fabricii, 2665 nucleotides. RefSeq names its product zinc finger CCCH domain-containing protein 3 (gene ZC3H3). Gene Ontology annotation, molecular function: metal ion binding. Gene Ontology annotation, cellular component: nucleus. The transcript is spliced from 7 exons. Bases 172 to 2211 code for a protein of 679 amino acids. The record is from RefSeq and is a predicted model, not a curated record. NCBI's taxonomy places the organism in Eukaryota, Metazoa, Arthropoda, Insecta, Hymenoptera, Diprionidae.